Messenger RNA from Truncatella angustata, 1479 nucleotides. RefSeq lists its product as uncharacterized. Gene Ontology annotation, molecular function: RNA binding. Lineage: Eukaryota; Fungi; Ascomycota; Sordariomycetes; Amphisphaeriales; Sporocadaceae. The transcript is spliced from 8 exons. Bases 1 to 1479 code for a protein of 492 amino acids. Gene Ontology annotation, cellular component: nucleus. The record is from RefSeq and is a predicted model, not a curated record.
AUGGGCGACUCUGAGCAACGUACCGUGAAGAGGUCGCGAUUCGACCAGACCGAGCCUGACCCUCCGCGUCGCUCGCGCUUCGAUAGACGGUCUCGUUCUCCGCCCGCCAGAAAGUCCGACUCUGGUCGCGAUCGCAGCCCGCUCAAGAGUGAGGGCGACGGUGCCCCGGAGCCCAAGCGCGCAUCCGCUGUAGAUGCAGCUGCGGCUGCCGCUGCCGCUGCUGCCAAAAUCAACGCCCAGAUCCAGGCAAAGAAAGGUAUCCAACACGUCGAUGUACCACCCAUUCGAUCUACCUCGACCGAGUCACCCGGCCCGAAUGCCGCGACUGCGACCCCGAACCUCAACGGCGAUGUCUACGUUGCAGAUGGCGACUACAUCAAGGACAUAGAGGUUAACGAUUUACGCAACCGAUAUCUACUGACCAAGGGAUCAACUCAAAAGAUGAUUAAAGAAGAUACCGGAGCUGAUGUCACCACCCGCGGUAGUUACUAUCCCGACAAGAGCAUGGCCACUGCAGCCAACCCUCCCUUGUAUCUCCAUGUUACCAGCACCUCCAAGACCGGACUCGAGCAGGCAGUCGCAAAGAUCGAAGAAAUGAUGAAGCAGGAACUCCCGAACCUUGUGGACGAACGACGAUUCCGACGCCGAGACCAGGAGCAGGUAGAGCGAGACGAGUUUGGCCGACGCAAGUGGCCUGACGCCAAGAUCCCCAUUGAUCUCGAGCCCGUUCCCGGUUUCAACCUACGAGCUCAAGUUGUAGGACACGGUGGUUCUUACGUCAAGCACAUCCAGCAGGAAACAAAUUGCCGAGUCCAGAUCAAAGGACGAGGAUCGGGCUACCUGGAGGCUGCUACUAACCGCGAGAGCGACGAAGACAUGUACUUGCACGUAGCUGGACCAGAUCCGGCCAUGGUUGACAAGGCCAAACAGCUCUGCGAGGACCUCUUGGGAAGCGUCAAAGAGCAAUAUGAAGAGUUCAAGAGCCGACCUCCGCGCCAAUACAGCGACCGCGGUGAUCGUGGCGGCCAUGGCGGUGGCUAUGGCGGACGGGAAGACCGUUACAACAGCCAUGAUAGGUCUGGCGGCCACCAAGGCUAUGGAGGUUAUGGUAACAGCUAUAGCAAUUCCCCUACCCCAGGCGCUAACUCAGCCUCGCCUGCACCUGGUGCUGCCAGCGCGGCCAAUUCUAACGACCAGUAUGCUCAAGCGUAUGCCCAGUACUACGGCGGCCAGGAUCCCUAUGCAGCCUAUGGUGGCUAUGCAGCAUACAUGCAAUAUUACCAGCAAUACUACGCUGCUGCUCAGGCUCAACAAGGCUCACCGGCGCCUCCUGCCCCUGGUCAAUCUACCUCGCCGCCACCGCCUCCCACCGAGGCCCCGCCUCCUCCUCCAGGUGGUGCCGCCCCUCCGCCGCCGCCAUCCGGUUCGCCUCCGGGCGUUGGAGGAUACGGAGCUGUUCCGCCCCCUCCCGGCCUUUAA